Messenger RNA from Haliotis rufescens (red abalone), 3314 nucleotides. RefSeq names its product protein Njmu-R1-like. The record is from RefSeq and is a predicted model, not a curated record. NCBI's taxonomy places the organism in Eukaryota, Metazoa, Mollusca, Gastropoda, Lepetellida, Haliotidae. The coding region runs from base 34 to 1281 and encodes 415 amino acids. Gene Ontology annotation, cellular component: trans-Golgi network. The transcript is spliced from 12 exons.
ACCGAUAUAAGCUGAGUUGCAAGAUAUAUAAACAUGGCGGAUGAGAGCGAUACGGGAUCUAUUCAGAGCAGUCAAAGUGAACAAGGACCUGAAAAGAAAGCAUUUGAAGAUUCUCGUUUCUACGCAUUGUAUAUAUUUUGUCCAAAGAGGUCUCGAGCCACUGGAGAGGAUGCUGACAGCUCGAGCCACUCAGAAGAUGGAAAUCUCAGUCUGACAGUGGCAGCAACCAACCUCUCUGCGGCAGCUGAAACUGACCUGAGGAAAUCCCUGUCUCAGAGACUUUCGAAAAUACCCAACAAUCCAAAUGAAGGCAAUUUCCUGUCUGUUGGUUUAAGUACAAGCGACGAGUUGAGCAACUCUGCAGUGUGCUACUACUGCGUGCUGAAUGGUGGCACAGCUGAGGUGCUGAAAGAGGAGACGACUCUACCAGGAACACAAUAUGUCAUCUGCUUCAUUUCAUUUCUCGACAGUUCACUGGAUUUAUUUCGCCCGGAGUUGGACCAGUACACAACUGGCAUUGUCAAGCUUCUGGAUGCUGAGCCUGCAGCCAUUAGAGAGACUUCAUCCAAGUCCGCCAACUCCGACUCCGCACCACACGGGCAGCUGAGUCAGAUAGAUGGCGCUGUCAAGGACUACUUGGAGCGCUGGUAUGAGGUGGUGUUGGAAUACCUGGCUCGAUGUGUGGCCAAACUAGGAUCAAACGUUCACUACCUUAUAUAUGCGGCUCUGUUGGAUGCACAGCUACAGAUGAAGGGCUUCACCCAGCAAGAGGAGGCAGAUAUCAACAAGUUUGUGAAGUGCUGCAGCUUGUCGUCUCUCGUCCAGCAGCUUCAGGCGGAGGAGACCCCGGGGAAAAGUGAUGGGGAUCUCCUCCUGAACCUCGACACCACCAUCACCUCACUUCAGUCUGUCACGGCAGUACUCACAGCUAAGGACAACACCUUCAUGUUUGAAGUUGAUAAUUUCUCGUCAACCUGUCAGUUCUGCAAGAUGGCAACAGAGCACCUGAUGUCCGGAGACCCCAAGAACGUGACGAAGAUCAAGGAAACCCUGGAGUCAGUGAAGCUGGCGUUCAUUCACAAUUUGAACAAACUGAAGAGAUUCUUGAGGCAGGCAGAAACUGACCAUUAUGCUUUGUUCAGAUCUCUAAUCUAUCUAAAGAAGAGCGGGGCGGGUGACCUGUUGCUCCGGUACGUCCACCUGGACGCCAGCCCUGAUACUCUUAAUGUACUCACAGUGCUACAGGAUUUCAUCAAGAGUAAAGGACAGGCUCUGGUCUGAAUCUAGUCUGUUUCAACAUGAUUCAGCCCUAGCAUGAUAUUCAUAAGAAGCCAAUUCUUUCUCAAUCAACAGUAACCAUGUUUUCUGUGCAUCUAGGAAUAUACGAGUACCUUGGUAAUUCUUUUGCUGAGUCAGUUUAUGACUUUGUGUUCUUGUUGAAUUCACUGAAGAGUUAAAUCUUUUAUACAGUGAAACCCUGUUUACCAGAUCAUACUCUUCUAAGGGAAAUAUCCAGAUUAACAAAAUUCUGGAUCAACAAGAUCUUGGAUUCAUGUCCCUGGUUUUACAACCCAACAGUAGUCGUUCAGAAAACAGUUUCCAGAUUAAAGUGGUCCGCACUUCUCUGGUUUCUCUGUAUAUGACCAAUCUCCAGAUAAGAGAGCAUGUAUCAUCAAAUUAAACUUGAAGCAAGUCAUGACUUGGGGGCUUGUUGUCUUACAGAAAUGUUGUGUUUGUUUAGCUGGUAUUAACAGAUUACAGUGAAAUCGCUGUAAUUUUGUUGACAGCGGCAGUAAACAUCAGCCACUGUCAUCGCAGAUCGUGUGUUGACAGAGGCAGUAAACACCAGCCACUGUCAUCACAGAUCGUGUGUUGACAGGGGAAGUAAACAUCAGCCACUGUCAUCACAGAUCGUGUGUUGACAGCAGAAGUAAACAUCAGCCACUGUCAUUACAGAUCGUGUGUUGACAGCGGCAGUAAACAUCAGCCACUGUCAUCACAGAUCGUGUGUUGACAGCGGCAGUAAACAUCAGCCACCGUCAUCACAGAUCGUGUGUUGACAGCGGCAGUAAACAUCAGCCACCGUCAUCACAGAUCUUAUGUUGACAGCGGCAGUAAACAUCAGCCACUGUCAUCACAGAUCGUGUGUUGACAGUGGCAGUAAACAUCAGCCACCAUCAUCACAGAUCGUGUUGACAGCGGCAGUAAACAUCAGCCACUGUCAUCACAGAUCUUAUAAUGACAGCGGCAGUAAACAUCAGCCACCGUCAUCACAGAUCGUGUGUUGACAGAGGCAGUAAACACCAGCCACUGUCAUCACAGAUCGUGUGUUGACAGCGGAAGUAAACAUCAGCCACCGUCAUCACAGAUUGUGUGUUGACAGGGGCAGUAAACAUCAGCUUCUGUCAUCACAGAUCGUGUGUUGACAGCGGCAGUAAACAUCAGCCACCGUCAUCACAGAUCGUGUGUUGACAGUGGCAGUAAACAUCAGCCACCGUCAUCACAGAUUGUGUGUUGACAGCGGCAGUAAACAUUAGGCCACUGUCAUCACAGAUCUUAUGUUGACAGCGGCAGUAAACAUCAGCCACUGUCAUCACAGAUUGUGUGUUGACAGUGGCAGUAAACAUCAGCCACCAUCAUCACAGAUCGUGUUGACAGCGGCAGUAAACAUCAGCCACCGUCAUCACAGAUCUUAUGUUGACAGCGGCAGUAAACAUCAGCCACUGUCAUCACAGAUCGUGUGUUGACAGUGGCAGUAAACAUCAGCCACCAUCAUCACAGAUCGUGUUGACAGCGGCAGUAAACAUCAGCCACUGUCAUCACAGAUCGUGUGUUGACUUGCUCACUUCAGAGUCAGGACACCUCUACAUAUAGGACCAACUUUACACAAGGGCCUCUUCCAGUCUAACCAUGUGUCAAACGUCAUGUAAUCACCGACAUAUGCCAGAAAUGUUGUGCAGGUAUCACAGUUUGUCAAACAAACUUCCAUGUGCAAUAUAUAAUGUCCAGAUUUUGUCACUGUUGCAUCCCACUGAUGACAAAUCAUGUAAAAUGUUCUUGUUGAUCUUACAUGAUCUCACUUGUUCACCACUGAUGCCAGUCAUGGCCCAGAGCCUGUAGAAGCAGGGAUGGAAAUUAACCAAGAAUGUCUACUUGCCCAAAUAUUGACAACAUAUGGCAGUACCCCUCCAAAAUGUUUGAAAUUCUACCAGCCCUUAAGAUACCUUUAACAUUAACAAAACUGGUCCCAUCUUCCCGAGGCAAGAGAGUUAACUGACUAUAAAAGUCCAGUUUCCACCCUUGCCGAACUAGGC